AUGUCCGGUGCUGGUGCCUGUCCAAAGAGCCUGGUGGAAGCCUAUGGCAAGGACCCGUCACAUGUUGCGACAUCGAUGGACAAGCCCACGGAGCGACGAAAAGGCACCAAGAAAUCGAAGCAACGAGUAUCGGAUGAGGAGCAUCUCAUCUCAAUGCUUGAGCGCUUGUCCUUGGAGCUGAGCACGUCGCGAGGGACGCGCAUCGGUCGUUGCCCAUUCUGCAACUGCUGCAAGAAGUACGUGGCUCGGCAGCGAUCAAAGUCCAAGGACAAGGUCGGCCCGAAGGGUCGCUCCAAGUCUUGUGGCGGGCUCGUCAGCGACCGAGAACGAGCAGAGCUUCCGGUCGAUCAUCGACCUAAAAUUCGCGUCUCGGAGCCUCUCCCAAGCAAAGUGCCAAAGCCGGGCAAAGAGAAGAAAUCCGGGGCAGACGGUCAGAAGCCACUGGGCAGACCCCGACUUCGGCGCAGAGGGCUGGGUGGUCUUGAAGACAAGACUCCAAGCCCGCGACCCCCUCGUGCAAGAAGUGCCGGACGAGCUCCGAUGAUCAACACUGCGCCACAGCUAAGCGUGGAGGCACGGUCCAGGAGAAGGGCCACCUCAGCUAGCAGACUCUCCGCCCAGAGGGCGCCGGCCCGGGCAUCAUCAGAGAGUCGAUUGCGUGGUCCAUCUGCGGCUGAGGGCCUGGCAGACAGUGUAAGAGGUUCGAAAGGACGGAGAGCUCCGCGGAAUUUGCUUGCGGAGCUGUACCGCCCCGAUCAAGACAGUCACGAGAUGCAAAGACGGCGGGGCAUCAAUGCUCAGCAAGAGCCUUCUACGUUGCCAGGCCCAGCUGCGAGGGCUCCCAGGUUCGGAUACCAGGAAGCUGCGCAAUUCUGGGAGCCAGUGGCUACUGAGCCCACUACUCAGGGCGCUGCAAGGUUCAAUGGAGGCUUUGCACCACCUCCACGGAUUCAUGUUCCAACGCUGCAGACGGCCGGCAACCGUUCACCAGCAAGGGUGCACCAGGCAGACUUGGACACACAUCUUCAGCCGGAGCGACGAGAUUUUGACGGAGCUUCACCCGGGGAGAUCAUAUAUGGUCCCAGUGAUAGCCCAGGCCAGCUGGACCCAAAUUGCCGCGGCUGCGGAAGCUCCUACACAGAGGACUCCAUCUUCUGCCGCCAUUGUGGCAGCAAGCGGGCGCAGACUCGGACUGGGCACUUGGAGGCGUCUCCGAAGGCGGAGGAUUUGGACCUGGACAACGCAACCCGGCAGUUGGAGCAGUUGGUGGAGGAGACACAUCGGGCCCUGCGAGCGGGAACCCACAAUCAGGAUGCAUCGCUGAGCGAGGGCUCCCAGGCAGCCCCUUCCUUGGAUGCGGUGGAUCGGGCAUUGGAAGAGCUUCAGAGAGGUCUUCUCGAGAUCGCAGCCAAGGCUGUGCCAAGGCGGCAUCUCCUGGUGUCCAUUCCUUUUUUUGGCAUGGUCCACCUGUACACGCAGAGGACGAUCUGGGAAAGGGAGGUUACAGCAGCUGGCGGUUGCCUGGCAAAUUCCCCGUCUUCGGCCACCCACAUGGUCAUCACUCCAGAAGUCACUGCCGUCCGCCUAGGGGCAUGGGCCAGCAAAACUAUGCAAGGCAAGGGCGAAGGUGACAGCAAAGAUCCUUUGUCUGUUCUACGCGCUUUUGCCGAGUCUCUGAAGUCAGUCUGGGUUUACAGCGAUUGGCUCGUCACUUGCCUGGCCAAGCAGAGCCGUGUCUCAGAAGAAGCUUUCGCUUGGUCCCGACAUGCAUCGGAGAAGGGGGAGCAUGGUCACGAUCCGGUUUCCGUUCAAGAAUGUAGAGUUGUAGAUGCAACCCCGCCCACUGUGGGUAAACCACUUGCAGGGCAGGGGUCUACGCCGUCUACGCCGGCUCGAAGUCCGGCACCUACACAGGGGGAAUCUGAUUCGGAAGUUGAAGAGGUCCUUCCCAAACUUGGAGUCUUUGGCGGAGAGAUGACUCCAAAGCGAGCCUACUUGAUCCGCAACCGUGACAAGUUUGCGUGCCAGCGUGGUGGUGGGAAUUCGCCCGAAAAAAGCACGACUGGCUCUCCACCGAAGCCCCGCAAUGCCGAGCUCGUGGCCAUGUUCAACCGUCUGCAGCAGCAUUACGAGUCAUUGGGCGAUGGAUGGCGUGAAAGAUCUUAUCGGCUGACAGCGAGCGUUCUGCGCAGCCUGUCCUUCGAGGUGGGAUCGGAAGCAGACCUGGAUCGACCGGAGCUGAAGCGACUAGGCUUGCAGACGGACGAGGUCGCAAAAGCCUUAGGAGUGUUUCUUGAGUACCACCCCAGAUCUCGAAACUAUGCUAGGAUCGGUCUGCACUUCUUUGAAGAGUUCUCGCAGCGCAUUCCGCGGACAGAGGUAGAAGAAAUCGUUGCAGUUGUUCGAGCAGCUGUCAGUCAGCGAUUUGGUGGCCAUUUGCGCAUGGAAGCUUGCGGAUCUUUCCGUCGUGGGAAGACGAGCUGUGGAGAUGUUGACCUGCUGCUUUGUGCUCGCAAUGCUAGAGACGAGCAUUCCCUUGGCUCUAUGCAUGACAUCUUGGCAGGUCUCGUGGCAGAUCUCCGUGGGCAGAGCUUCAUUACCCAUGAUCUGAAAGGUGGGAAUCCAAACCAUGGCCGCCAAACCGGCAAUGGCCAGGAUGGUAUCGAGGGCGAAGAGCUGCGAAGUUCUUCUGCUGCAACCUAUUUUGGCGUUUGCCGGUUGCCUCGUGCCGGAAGCCUGCACCGACGAAUUGACAUCAAAGUCUACCCUGUGCUGGAAUUUCCAUUUGCCCUCCUUUCCUUCACAGGAUCUGGCCCUUUCAACCGGUCCAUGAGAUUAUUUGCGAGACGAGCGGGGUUCAGCUUGUCAGAUCACAGCAUCUGCCGGGCAACACAUGCCCGGGGAGCUGGUCGUGGUGAGCGUAUUUGGACCGGACCUCCCAUUGCAGCCGCUCGCUUCUCGUCAGAGGGCGAUAUUUUCGAGUUUCUUGGACUUGCAUACCGGGAGCCAUGGCAGCGUGAGGUGGACGCAUCGUGGCUAGCCGAAACUGGCACUGAUAAAGCAGCGGGAAACGAGACCACACAGCAUUCUAGCCAACUCUCACUGUCGCUCCCCACACCAGUCGAGGAGCGCGAGCCCGCAAAGCGGGGUUUCUCAGCAGAUGUGCAAAGCCUCUCAGACUCGGAUGAAGAAAUUUGGAACUCCUUGCUGGCCAUGAAAAUUUUCGACAAAUUCGGCCUGUGGAGAUCGAUCGCUAUCGUGCUCAGCUUCGAUGACACGGACUUCCAGAGGUUGGUGCUCAACGAGAAAGCUGCAGCUGAACAGCCCGAUAGCAGGACCCUGGCUCGGGCGUCGGCCGAUGCUGAAAAAGGGGACGCGAAAAUUGUCGCCAGCAUAUCCAGCAGUGGAGGCGAGAGCAGUGACGACGAGCAUCGUUAUUGGUGCAGGGCGUGA
Molecule: messenger RNA, 3453 nt
Organism: Symbiodinium sp. CCMP2456
Lineage: Eukaryota; Dinophyceae; Suessiales; Symbiodiniaceae
Source: the annotation of a GenBank genome assembly